CCGAUAACGAAGUGCAUUACCCGAUCCAGUCACAACACACAUACACGCACAUCAGACAACACGAAAGUUCGAGGACCACAAAAUUCACCAAAGAAAUUAUACGACCUAUUGAAAACUUCAUUUACACAUUCGUAUCGCGAUCAUCGACAAACGUCAGCGCUCGGAACUUCACACUAGGAUAGAGUUCAAAUCUCUCCAACAUGGCCGCCUACUACUACGCCGCACACUUCAACACUCCUCUCAAUCAGACACCUCAGUCCCUGUACACGUCUCAAAACCCGUUCGGCAUCCCGUCGAACGCAUCAAAUCUCCCCAUGUCGCCCGCCAAACCUCAGCAACAAGACCGUGCUAUAAGCACCAAACCCAGAAACACCGUGGACGAGCAAGAGGAAUCCAUAUUUUUCCGCUUACCCACCGAGCUCCGUCUUCAAAUCUAUAAAGAAUUACUGUGCAAGAAUACCGUCAGCAAGAAGCAUCUCGCCGAAUACGGCUACCGACACGAGCACGAGGUUGGAGCACUUUACCCGGAAAUAAUCUCGACCUGCCGCAAAGUACACGAUGAAGCAGUCGACCUCUUGUACACGACGCACGUCUUCUGCGCCCAUCCGUCGCUCUUGACGUCGUUGCCGCACCUUAUCACCUCAGCUUCGCCCGUCUUGUACCCAACCGUAUUGUCCAAGAUCAAGCGUUGGCAUCUUACGAUCCGCUUGGACACGGAUCCUCGCUUCACAACAGAACAAGCUACAGCGGCAUUCUCCGGCGCCGAGUUCCUGGACAUCCGUGUCUGGCAGUCCAUGUUUGAUGGAGCUGACUCCUCUGUGCUGAAGCUCUUCAUCGGCGUCAGGGGCGUAAAGGUUGCAAGAGUGGGAGGUAGCGCAAACAAGGAGUUGGCACGGUGGUUGGAGGAGCGAAUGAUGAGUGAGAAAGAGGAGGAUGAGGAUACAUGCUGCUGUGGAAACCAAAGUGGGAUAGUGAGAUGCGGAGACUGUUCAAAGAAACUGGAUAAGGAUGCCUUGGGCGAUUGGUUUGGGAAGAGAAAUACGUGGCAGUUUGGAAAUCGCUGAAUGUGCUCAUCCUUGAUGGAGAUACUACAGCGACAGGCAGCACUUUUUUUAACUUCAAUGGAUAUGGCUUUUCAUUUCUUUGUAGAUCUUUGAACAUCAUGCAAGUUCUAAAACUCUCUUGAUUUCUCAUGCUUCAAUGUUGUUUGCCAUACUCAACUCCAGUAUUAGUCUC
This is a messenger RNA of Parastagonospora nodorum SN15, 1236 nucleotides long. RefSeq lists its product as hypothetical. Lineage: Eukaryota; Fungi; Ascomycota; Dothideomycetes; Pleosporales; Phaeosphaeriaceae. Bases 201 to 1064 code for a protein of 287 amino acids. The record is from RefSeq and is a predicted model, not a curated record. The transcript has a single exon.